UUUUCGAGUAUAUAUAUACAGAAUUUAGUCUUUGGUCUACAUUACUGAAGGUUCAAAAAUUACUUCUAAACAAAAUUGACUCAUUGUUCUUAUAUUGAAAUGAAGAUUAUACUGUUUGUCGUUUUUACUGCAACAUUUAUAUCUUUAGCUGUCACCGAUGGAUCACUCAAAGUACUCGAUAUCACUGAUCGAUCAGCUAAUCUGCUGUUAACUAAACCUGCUGGAGACAUUAAUAUAUGGUACUUAAUUCUGGCAGUGGACAAAAAUACUUCUCAAUUUAGCGAUAGUCCUAUGUCAUGUACGAAGAAUCCAAACUACUCAAAUGCUGAUAAUUGUAGACUCUCUGGUCUCAUUCCAGGACAUACAUAUCAAUUCAUAGUUUAUAGUAAAUAUUGGAAUGCCAACACUUGGAAUCCUGCAAACAUUCAGAACAUAGAAGUCACUACUGACAAUCCAUCAGAUAAACCUAAUUCACCAAGAGGACCACUUAGUGUGUCAAACAUGAGCGAUACAACAGCCCACUUAAAAUGGCAAAAACCUGAGAAUACCACUACAACUUUCGUGUCAUAUCAAAUUACUGCUUUUACAGAUUUUCUCGGUAGAGAAACAUCUAAUCCUUACUAUUAUGUUAGUGAUUCAGAUUUUCCAGAAUAUACAGUCACUGGACUUUAUCGAAAACAUAAAUACAAAUUUCAAAUUCUUGCUCUUAAUAAUAAAGGACAUUCCGAUUUUAUCACAAGCGAAGAUGUUAUGACUACAUUAACAAUUUAUAAUGAAUGAAGAAUUUUUUAAAGAAGAAAAUUCGUGAUUAUACAUACUGCAUCAUAAUAUAAUUAUUAAAUGUAAUUAAAGAUUUUUGUUUGUGUAAUUAAAGAAUAUUUCGAUAAA
Leptopilina boulardi is the source of this 888-nucleotide messenger RNA. RefSeq lists its product as uncharacterized. Bases 100 to 780 code for a protein of 226 amino acids. The record is from RefSeq and is a predicted model, not a curated record. The transcript is spliced from 3 exons. Gene Ontology annotation, molecular function: protein binding. NCBI's taxonomy places the organism in Eukaryota, Metazoa, Arthropoda, Insecta, Hymenoptera, Figitidae.